Messenger RNA from Notechis scutatus (mainland tiger snake), 3108 nucleotides. Lineage: Eukaryota; Metazoa; Chordata; Lepidosauria; Squamata; Elapidae. The record is from RefSeq and is a predicted model, not a curated record.
AUGCAACAGAUGCCCGGAGGAGUGUCUGUCGGGGAAUCGCCGGGCGGCAGCCCCAGAGCACGGAGGAGCAGCGAGGAUUGGCAACCCUUCGGCCCGGACCGGCGCGGGGCAGAAGGAGGGGGUUGGGACGCCUCCUUUCCGGACGGCCAAAAUGCCCGAACUCCCGGCAGAGGCUCCAAAGAGGAAGGGUGGCUGGGCAAACUGCGCGGGGGCGGAGGCGAAGAGUUGAAACUCUCCAGCACGACCUUUGCCCUGAACGGAGACUCGGCCCACAACCAGGCGAUGGUGCACUGGUCCGGCUACAACAGCAGCGUGAUUCUCAUUCUUACAAAACUGCAUGACUUCAAUUUGGGAAGCGUUACUGAAAGUUCACUUUGGAGGUCCACAGAUUAUGGUACAACAUAUGAAAAGCUAAAUGACAAGGUGGGACUAAAGACUGUGCUGAGUUAUCUUUACGUCAGUCCUACUAAUAAGAAAAAGAUAAUGCUUUUAAGUGAUCCUGAGAUUGAAAGUAGUAUACUCAUCAGUAAUGAUGAAGGAGCCACCUAUCAAAAAUAUCGACUCAGCUUCUACAUCCAGAGUCUGCUGUUCCAUCCUAAGCAAGAAGACUGGAUUCUAGCAUACAGCAUUGACCAAAAGCUGUAUAGUUCUAUGGAUUUUGGAAGAAGAUGGCAGAUCAUGCAUGAACGGAUCACACCAAACCGAUUUUAUUGGUCUGUCACGGAUUUAGAUAAGGAGCCUGACCUUGUGCAUAUGGAGGCUCGGACACCAGAUGGACAUGCCCAUUAUAUAACUUGCAGAAUUCAAGAAUGUUCAGAGACUACCAGGAAUGGGCCUUUUUUGCACUCUAUUGAUACAAGUUCACUUGUUGUCCAGGAUGAAUAUAUCUUUAUUCAGGUAACUUCUGGUGGAAGAGCAAAUUACUAUGUGUCUUACAAAAGGGAACCCUUUACUCAGAUAAAAUUACCCAAGUAUUCACUACCAAAGGACAUGCAUAUUAUCAGCACAGAUGAGAAUCAGGUGUUUGCUGCAGUUCAGGAAUGGAACCAAAAUGACACAUACAACCUCUACAUUUCUGAUGUUCAUGGCGUCUACUUCACACUAGCCUUGGAGAAUGUUAAGAGCAACCGAGGACUAGAAGGGAAUGUUAUCAUUGAUCUUUAUGAGCCUUUCUGUUCCUUGCACUUACAUUUGCAAGUCCCUGAAAACCCUUACACUUCAGGCAGCAUUUCAAGCAAAGAGACAGUCCCUGGACUUCUGGUUGCUACAGGCAAUGUGGGUACAGAAUUGUCAUACACUGAGAUUGGCAUGUUUGUUUCUUCGGAUGGUGGAAAUUCCUGGAGACAGAUCUUUGAGGAAGAAUACAAUGUAUGGUUCCUUGAUUGGGGUGGAGCACUUGUGGCCAUGAAACAAACAUCAAUGCCUAUUCGACAUCUGUGGUCCAAAAGAAUCUUUGGCCAUCUCAAUCUCCGUUCUGAAUGGCAACUAGUAAAAGUGGAUUAUAAAUCUAUCUUUAGCAGAAGAUGUACCAAGGAUGAUUUCCAGUCAUGGCAUUUACACAACCAGGGUGAACCUUGUGUCAUGGGAGAAAGGAAGAUCUAUAAGAAACGUAAAUCAGGGGCAUGGUGCGCCUUAUCUAGAGAUUACUCAAGAACAGUGGUUUCAGAACCAUGCAUCUGUGCUGAGUGGGACUUUGAAUGUGACUAUGGUUAUGAAAGACACAGUAAUAAUCAAUGCAUCCCAGCAUUCUGGUUCAACCCAUCCUCUCGGAUGAAAGAAUGCAGUCUUGGCCAGAGCUACUUGAACAGCACUGGGUAUCGGAGGAUUGUUUCUAAUAACUGCACAGAUGGUUUGCAAGAAAAGUAUGCAGCCAAGCCUGAACAGUGUCCAAGCAAAGCUCCCCAUGGGUUACAUAUUCUCACAUCCACUGGCAAGUUAGUUACAGAACAAGGCUACAACACUACCUUUAUAAUUCUUAUGGAAGAGGGUGACCUCCAGAGAACAAAUAUCCAAUUGGAUUUUGGGGAUGGUACUGCUGUAUCCUAUGCUAAUUUCAGUCCUGUAGAAGAUGGUAUCCGACAUGUUUAUAAGAGCACUGGAAUCUUCCAUGUGACAGCUUAUGCAGAAAAUAACUUGGGUUCUGAUUUGGCAGCACUUUUCCUGCAUGUGGUUUGUCCAGUGGAACGUGUCCACCUGAGUGUCCCUUUUGUGGCCAUUAGAAAUAAGGAAGUCAAUCUCACAGCUGUAGUUUGGCCAAAUCAGUCAGGCACCUUCACUUACUUCUGGUGGUUUGGCAACAAUAGCAAGCCGUUCAUCACCUUGGAUAGCAGCAUCUCUUAUAUCUUUACCAGUGAAGGACUGAAUACUAUCACAGUGCAGGUCUCAGCUGGCAACAUCCUUAUCCAGGACACCAGAAACAUUGCUGUGCAUGAAUAUUUUCAGUCUCAGUUAUUAUCAUUCUCACCCAAUUUGGAUUAUCACAAUCCUGAUAUCCCAGAGUGGAGAGAAGACAUUGGCCGAGUCAUCAAAGCAGCUUUAGUGCAUGUGACUGGUAUACCCAAGGAACAAAUUCUUGUAGCAGUAUUCCCUGGAUUGCCUACCUCUGCAGAACUCUUCAUCUUACCACAUCAAAACAUAUCAGAGAGAAGGAAAGAUAGUGAAGAUGAUUUGGAGCAGGCUGUUGAAAUCCUUUUCAGUGCUCUAAAUCAGAACCUGGUUCAAUUUGAGUUGAAGCCCAAUGUGGAAAUAAUUGUUUACGUCACUCAAUUAACAUUAGCACCUCUUGUUGAUACUGGUGCUGGACACAGCAGCUCUGCAAUGCUGAUGUUGCUCUCAGUGGUCUUUGUCGGCUUGGCUGUUUUUUUAAUCUACAAGUUUAAAAGGAAAAUUCCAUGGAUCAAUAUCUAUGCUCAGGUGCAACAUGACAAGGAACAGGAGAUGAUUGGUUCUGUCAGCCAAAAUGAAAAUGCACCCAAAAUUACACUUAGUGAAUUCACAGACCCUGAAGAACUCAUGGACAAAGAGUUGGAUGCACGGGUUAUAGGAAGCAUCUCAACAAUCUCCAACAGUGAAAGCACAAAGGAAAUACCGAACUGCACUAGUGUUUAA